AUGUGCGGCGUUCCGGAUGUGAUCGGACAAAACGGGCGAGACAUUUAUAACACAAUGAAGUCUACAGAGGCUCAAACGGACAAAAUCGACGUGUUAUUCGCGAAGUUUGACGAGUAUUGUGAACCCAGAAGAAACACGAUUAUGGAAAGAUACAAGUUUAAUACGCGAGUGCAAAGAAACGACGAAACAGCCGAUCAGUACGUAACUGAACUUAAAUUGCUCGCUAAGAAUUGCAACUUCGGGUCUCUUGAUGACGAGUUGAUUAGGGACCGCGUUGUUUACGGAAUAAAAUCGGAGCGUGUGAGAGAACGGUUAUUACGAGAACGAGAGUUAACGUUAGAUAAAGCGCUAGAAGUAUGUCAAAUAAACGAACAGUCUGAGGAACAACUAAAAGUACUAAACGAUGUUCAGAGCGUCAAGGCCAUAGGAAAACAUAACAAAUCAGGAAAUUAUCGUAGCAAAUUAGAUGCAAAUCGAAGGCGUGAUUUCAAGCAUAACGGCGGCAACAAACAAGAACAAAUAUCGUGUUGUGGAAAGUGCGGAAAGUCUCAUCCUGCGAAAGAAUGCCCGGCUUUUGGUAAGAAAUGUUUUAAGUGUGACAAAAACAAUCAUUUCGCUAAAUUCUGCAAGUCAAAGAAAAUACAUGCAGUAGACAAAGCGACUACAGAUGACGAAUCGUUUAUUGGAGCGGUUAAUUCAAUUCAUAACAAAGAGAAUGUUUUCAAAACUUUAUCGAUCGAGGGAAAUGAGAUCAAGUUCAAGAUUGACACGGGAUCACAAGCCAAUAUAAUACCCCCACCUACAUUCGAGAAGAUGAAGCUGAAACAAACCCGGUUAGAAAGACCAACAGCAAAGUUAACAAAUUACACUGGCGAUUAUCUACCGGUCGUCGGAGAAUGCAAUCUGAAAUGUAUCAACAAGACAUUGAAAUUUUUCGUCGUGAAAACUGGACAAGUUCCCAUCAUUGGUUUGAAAGCUUCUCAAGAACUGAAUCUGAUCAAAAUCAUCAUGAAUGUGAACAACGUGAUUGGUCAAUCAGCAGAAACCAUUCAUGAGAAAUUUCCUAAAGUAUUUCAAGGUUUGGGAUGCCUAAAGAAUCCAUACCACAUCGAAGUCGACCCUACGAUUACACCUGUCGUCAGUCCUUUAAGAAGUACACCAGUUGCGCUCAGAGAGAGGCUGAGGUCUUCGCUAGACGAUAUGGAAGAAAAGGGAGUCGUGGAAAAAGUCGAUGGUCCAACCGAGUGGGUAAAUUCGACAGUGAUUAUAGAGAAACCAAACAGUGACAAACUACGAAUUUGUCUUGAUCCAAGACCACUCAAUGGAGCUAUCAAGCGAGAACACUUCAAGAUGCCAACAAUAGAGGAAAUCACGACGCGUGUGGCCGGAGCCAGAGUAUUCUCCAAACUGGACGCAAAUCAUGGCUAUUGGCAAAUACCACUAGAUGAAGAGAGCAGAUUGCUGACCACAUUCAACACCCCAUUUGGCCGUUACUGUUAUAAAAGGAUGCCAUCUGGAAUCACGUCUGCGCAAGAAGUAUUCCAGAAACGAAUGUGUCAAUCCUUUGGAGAUCUCGAGGGCGUGGAAACAGAUGUGGAUGAUAUUUUGGUUUGGGGAGACACCGUCGAAGAGCACGACGAACGUCUGAUGAAUACCCUACAACGAUGUAAAGAGAUCAACCUCACUCUCAACAAAAUGAAAUGCGAGUUUCGAGUGAAAGAAGUCACUUAUAUCGGUCACAAGUUAACCCGAGAUGGGGUGAAACCGGAUGAGCAGAAGGUUAAAGCCGUUAAGCAGAUGCCCCCUCCCGAAGAUAAGAAAGGAGUUGAACGAUUGCUUGGUACAGUGAACUAUCUAGCAAAGUUUAUACCUAACAUGUUCACGAUAAUGCAGCCGAUUAGAGAGGUUAUGAAAAGCGGCGUGGAGUUUCAAUAG
Messenger RNA from Paramuricea clavata, 1935 nucleotides. The record is from the annotation of a GenBank genome assembly. Lineage: Eukaryota; Metazoa; Cnidaria; Anthozoa; Malacalcyonacea; Plexauridae.